UGUUUUUCUGAGGUAGAGGUGUCUACAAAAGUGCCUGUAAAUCGCAUUUAUCAACUUUUGAUGAUAUGUUGCGUAUGUUUCAAUGAUGCAAAAGAAUAUGGUGUCAGACGAUGAGCUUUAACUGUUGAGCAAAUCAGAAAUAUCGCUGGGUUUUUUCACAAUGGAUUUCUUCCGAAAAAAGAAGGGGGAUGGAAAAAGUAAAAAGGGAAAGAAAGAUAAGAAUGAGAGUAGUUCUCAAAAAGGAAGCAGUCCAGCAUUCGGAUUAAAUGUAACAGUGACAAAUAGCGGCCCAAAAGGGAAUAAGUCCUACAAAGAAACUAAUGUGGACAGAAACAACAGCGGGUUCCAAGCACAGGCUGUAACGCCGUCUGUAUGUGCGGAAAGUCCUAAUUCAGAGGUUCAUGGUUUAGCGAGGACACCUGAACCUGACGAAGUGGUAGUCCUCAAUAAUCGUGUCCUGUCGCCUAACGGUGUCAAGGCUUACAAACAGUUCAAUGAAGUUCUCAGUAAGAUGGACCGAGCCUUGGAGACCGAGGAGUCGGAAGACGACAUGGAUGCUAGUAGUCUUGGACUUGCUUUAAGAUCAGAACCUGACAUAGACAUGUCUCCUCAGGCACGACUGCAGAAUGGAAGCAGCGGAACUUUCCAGUUAUCUGGGGUUACUGCGGAUGAUCGCGAUGUCGAUGAUCAAGUAGUACCUUCGAAGAAAGUGCCCAUCAUCCAUGUAACUCAGCCAAGUGCAGACUCCAUGGAGCAAGACUCUAAUGUUGAGGCGAUUGCUCUCAAGUCUCCGAUAGAAUGGAAUGAUGAGGACGUAGUCGACUGGUGCAAGAGCAGAGGUCUAACUUACUUCGCGGAGUUGUUUGAUGGGAGCAACAUUGAUGGAACCAGCCUCCUAGAUAUGGAUGAAGAUGACCUCAUUGACCUUGAGCUUGAUGAUGCUGAGCAGAGGAAGCACUUCCUGAUGGAAUUAGCCGUGUUACGGGAGUCGUUGGCUGCGGAGUGUGGAGCUGCGACGCCAACUUCGAACACUCAGGUAGAAACUGAGGUUGAGAUUGAUCAUCCUGUGGCCAAAUGGACCAAUGAGGAUAUUCUUAUGUGGUUGGAGGAAGUGAGACUCACUCGUUUCCUCACCGUCUUCAGAGAUUACGAUGUCACAGGGCUUCAGCUGAUGGACCUGGACCUACAAAUGCUCGAUGAUCUUGGAAUCACACAAGUUGAGGACCGAGAACAGUUUCUCAGCAGGUUUUAUGAACUGUUGAAUGACGAUAGUUUGGCUGUGCGAGAGGAACAGGAAGUUCAGAUUGAGCCAGUCCAGUAUGAUGCUGUGAAUGCUGCACCUGGUGAGAUGACAGCUCCCACAGAGGAAAAUGAUGUUGAGAGUUAUCGCCACAACAACACACCAGCUGAUGAACUGGUGGAGGAUUACGCCCCCACACCAGUCCCUGCUAUUGAAGUGCCAUCCCCAGAGCCAGAGGAGCGAAUUGAAGAGAUUUGGAGUUUAAUUGAAUCUGGCAAGUCCACCUCCGAGCACCAUUCCACGGAUGUUAGUGCUGAGGUGACACCAAGAAGUACGGACUAUGAGAGUAAUAUUCUCAGUCCAGAAGUUGAUAUCGAUAGAGAAAUAAGGAACAUGGAAAAAGCAAUUGCCAAACUGCAGAGUGAUCUUCAAGGAAGUGAGGACACAGAGAGCCAGGAACAUUCGUCAAUUGUACUCAAGCUGUCCACAGCUCAGACCAGGUUACGCAGCCUGCAUGAGCAGAAGUCAAUCAUGGAAGAAUCGUCUGAUGAAUCAAAGUCACAAGAUGCCACUUUUGAAAUCCAUACCUCUGAUCUCUACCAAUUGAUGGUUGACAACCCUAUAGACAUGGUAAUGGUCGACAUCGACUCGACCAGCGAUGAUACACCAGGGUUUGAUGUUUUGGAGGAUGAGGACCAUGGUGGGCUGGUGGUGACGUCGUCUCAGAGUGGGCUCUCGCUACAGCCAGGUGACAGAUUAUUAGAAGUCAAUGGCUACAAUAUCUCCAGUUCCCCACUCUCCAUCUUCGAGCAGUUCAUGUCCACGCAUCCUCCGCCCCUGAAACUUGUGGUGAUUCGGCCGAAGCAUGGGAAGGAUGACGACAAGGAAGAGGAACUGACCGAUUUGAAGGACGAUUUGUCGCUUGUUCUGCGUGACUUAGAGGUGGCUGUGGCCGAGAAUAAGGAACUGAAGAAUGAGAACCAGCAAUUAAAAAGCAGUCUAAGGGAUCUCCAGGAUGAAAAGAGUCAACACGCGAUGCAGGUUCAAAUGCUCCAGGAACAAGUUGAGGCAUCGGAGACUCGAUGGAAGGACCUGCGUAACUCGCUUGUCAAGAUGAAGAACGACCAGUUUGAUUUGGAGACUGCCUUUGGUCCAUUUUCUCAGUGGAAUCCACAGACUGGCACAAAAGCAGACCUUGAUGAGGCGCUGCAGACUGUGAAUGUCCUUCAGAAAACACUGGAAGAAAAGCACACAGCCUUGUCCAACACGAAGAAAGAAAAGAAUGAAUAUAAGAAACGAUUAAAUCAAAUUCUUAAUGACAGUACUUCAAGUGAUCUCAAUUAUGAAAUAUUGGAUGACAAGCAGCCGAUAUGGGAAAGUAUGCAGUCGAGAAGUAAGACAGAAGUCCUUCAAGCCUUAAAAGAUAAUGUGCUCGAGAACGAACGCCAAAAAGUCUGCUUUGACCAACUGCUAGCGGUCGUCAUGAAACGUGCCCCAGCUUUAUUACAGAAAGUCGAUGUGUUAAACGCUAUUAAGUUUGACGAUGUGAAGAAUAGACCUGAAUUUCAAUGCUGAUACUGACUUUCGUAUCACCUGUGGGUGUCUACAAGCUGUAAUGGAUGAGAGGAUUUCCCCAUUUUCUCAAUAUUUAAUCUCAGAACUGAAUGUGGUCAUGAAUAUGACAAGAAACGAACCCAAAAAUGUCCAUGUUGUCCCACCCUCCUCAUUAUUAUCCUGAGGUACACUUUUAUAUAGUUUCAGUUCAAUUUGUUUGUUUUGAAGUCUGUUGAUGUUAUAUUGUAACUGUACAUAGACCAACUGUUUAUAAGUCGUAUAUUGUAUACUCAUUCUCUUUACCUCAGUUUGGUGCUAGAAGUAGUCAGUCAGUGUACCUAUAUCUAUUGUCUAAAUAUAGAAUCAAAAUUGUAGAAAUUUAUACCAUAUUCUUCUAACAUUUUUUGCACAAAAUCGGUCACACAACUAAACCAUUUCACGGCACUAGUAUACAUUUUGCAGGAGAAAGGUGUUAUGAUAUUCCCUUGUCAUGAUUUCUAGUAUUAUUCAUUGUAGCGUUUAUAUUGUGUUGCUAAUUUUGUUGUGUUGUUGUGAAGAAUAUUGAUGAAGAGUAGGUAUUGAAAUUAACAUGUUUGAUUAACUAAAUUCGGCCGUCUUAUUUGAAUGCUUGUGACCAGUUUUGCAGAAAAGGCACAGGUGAAAUCUACUGUUUCUCAGGUUGUGAAUUGCUCUCACUGGAUUGGCAGUUGGGUGCAAGUUCAUGACAGGUGCCCAUGUUAUGAUCCCUUAAUAAAUGGUCUUAAGCAAUGCAGACAACCAACUUUCUUUGCAGAGACAUGCAAUAUUUAUUGCUGUGAUGAGCGAUGAAAUUAUCACUUGUCUGCAGUUAUAGCCUUGCUGUGCAUUAAUGUGUGCUGCCAGCUGUUUUCUAUACUGUAGGGCUGUAUUUGUACCACUUUACCUUACAUCAAGCAAAGAUUUAUUCUUGCUUGCUUAUAUGUAUGUAGAUAACAAAUUGAAUGUGGAGGCAGCGAUUGUAUCCAGGAACUAAUACCAUAGAAACUAACAAUACAUAUACCACUAGAGAAUGUACUAAAUGUAAUAAUCUUCAAAACCCAGUAAUUUUUGUAAUUUUGUAAUGUAGCACAUUCCUGAGAAUAAACCAUACCGCCGAUUUAAACUAUUUUCUAGCAAUAGCAAAAUAUGAAUCCAAUUUGAAUGUUUUUCAUAUUGUUAGCUUUGAUAAUCUCAUAUGAGAAUGUUUCAUGUAAAUGUUGUUGUACCCACCUAAAUUAUUUUUUGUAAAUUAAACUCAAUGAUGCAUUGA
This is a messenger RNA of Lineus longissimus, 4082 nucleotides long. RefSeq lists its product as uncharacterized. The transcript has 20 exons. The coding region runs from base 161 to 2815 and encodes 884 amino acids. NCBI's taxonomy places the organism in Eukaryota, Metazoa, Nemertea, Pilidiophora, Heteronemertea, Lineidae. The record is from RefSeq and is a predicted model, not a curated record. Gene Ontology annotation, molecular function: protein binding.